GGUCUUUCCUUUUUCUGAUUACGAAUUGGGUAGUCUUACUAGAGAAUCUGUCGUUUAAUCUUGAAUUGCUGCAACUGAUGAAAUCGAAGUCUGGGUUUUGAUUCUGAUGAAUGAAUGAAAUGACGAUAAGCACCUGUAGCAUCGCUUUGCAACGCUUCCUUUUCACUCCGCCGCCUCAGAGCCUGAGCCAAGGUAGGAGAGAAAAGCUAAUGGAGGUUCGGUGCAAGGCAGGAGCAGUGCCUUUGAUGAAGCAAAGCCACAAGUUUCUCUCGUCCCUCUCUUCCCCAGCCUUGGCUGGAGAUCCAUCAGCUACUAACCGCCACAUUAAGAAGUUCGUAGCUGCUUCCCCAAAGUCAGUGUCUCUCAAUGUCCUCUCUCAUCUCCUCUCACCUCACACUUCACUUCCCCAUCUCUCCUUCUUUGCUCUCUAUUUAUAUUCAGAAAUUACUCAAGCUUCGUGGUUUGAUUGGAACCCGAAGCUCAUUGCUGAUCUUGUUGCUCUGCUCAAUAAACUAGAAAGACUCCAAGAAUCAGAAACUCUACUCUCCACUACCCUUACAAACCUCAAGUCAAACGAACGAGACUUGGCUCUCUUCCUCUGCAGUUUGGCUGAAUCAAACUCCAAACAAGGCUCAGCACAGGGGUUCAACCAAGCCUGCCUUCGUUUGAGAGAGAUACUCCAAACAUCGUCAUCAGUUUACCUCAAAACCCAAGCUUACAAGUCUAUGGUUUCUGGACUAUGCAACAUGGACCAGCCUAACGAUGCUGAAACCGUUAUCGAAGAGAUGAGACUCGAAAAACUAAAGCCGGGUGUGUUUGAAUAUAAGUCUGUUCUAUACGGUUACGGAAGGUUAGGAUUGUUUGAUGACAUGAACAGAAUAGUGCAUAGGAUGGAGACAGAAGGUCACAGAGUCGACACGGUUUGUUCAAACAUGGUUCUGUCUUCCUACGGAGCUCAUGACGCUCUUCCCCAAAUGGGUUCUUGGCUACAGAGACUGAAGGACUUCAACGUUCCUUUGUCCUUAAGAACGUACAACACGGUCUUGAAUUCUUGUCCUAACAUCACAUCACUGUUAAAAGACUUGAAUAGCUGUCCGCUCUCUGUUUCCGAACUGCUUACUUUUCUCAAUGAAGACGAGGUGGUUCUGGUACGCGUAUUGACUCAGUCCUCGGUUUUACAUGAAGCCAUGGAGUGGAGUUCGUUAGAAGGCAAGCUGGAUUUGCAUGGUAUGCACUUGAGCUCGGCGUAUUUGAUAAUGAUGCAGUGGAUGGAUGAGAUCAAGGUUAGGUUUAGUGGAGACAAGUGUGUGGUUCCUGCAGAGAUUAUAGUUGUUUCUGGCUCUGGAAAGCACAGUAGCGUGAGAGGAGAGUCACCGGUUAAAGCAUUGGUUAAAAAGAUGAUGGUUCGUACCGGAAGCCCUAUGAGAAUCGACAGGAAGAACGUUGGUUGUUUUAUUGCUAAGGGGAAAACAGUUAAAGAAUGGCUUUGCCAAUGAAAUUAUUUUAACUGUGAGUUUAAUCAUUGGGUUCACAAGUUUUAAUAGUAUUUUAAACAGUACACAGAGCACAAUAAUGUGCUAAUGGAUGUGACUCUUUAGCAGUUUUUGUAAUCAGUGAGUUUUUGUUUCAAGACUGAAUGGUUUCUUGUUGUAAUGACAAAUACAUUGCAGUACA
Messenger RNA from Brassica napus (rape), 1674 nucleotides. Its product is annotated as pentatricopeptide repeat-containing protein At2g17033. The record is from RefSeq and is a predicted model, not a curated record. Bases 111 to 1496 code for a protein of 461 amino acids. Gene Ontology annotation, molecular function: protein binding. The transcript has 3 exons. NCBI's taxonomy places the organism in Eukaryota, Viridiplantae, Streptophyta, Magnoliopsida, Brassicales, Brassicaceae.